CCAUUUCAUUCCUAGCUUCGACCUGCAUAGCUGCCAAAGCGAUCGUUAGAUCUCUAGCUCAGCCCACCGAUCGAUGGACUGCAUGACCACCGCCGUCACAGUCACCGCCACAGUCAUCGGCGGCAGAGAAAACAAGAAUCAGAGCAGGAGGGAAGGAUCAGAGGCGCAUAGGGGCGUUGCAAUUCACAACCAAGUGAUGAAAAUAAAACAAGAAAUUGAGAAACUCAAGCACCCUUCGCUCCAGCACGUAGAGAUCAGACAUAUCUCCCUUCGAAAUUUCACACGCCAACGCUCUCGAUCUCCUCUUGGAUUGUCGCAUCGGGCUAUCCCUGUCGGUAGCGCUUAGCAGACAUGUACGAAGCUUGUCUGCGCGUUUGUAUCUAUACAUGCUAUCUAUACUUUUGAGAGAUAUAUCCUAGUUUGUGUUAGUUUCCUUUCCUUUUGCUUUCAAGUUAGAAUAUGGAAACCCAUUUCCUUCUCCUUCUCUUAAAUUUUCAGUUUCUGGUUUUGUUUCUGUGCUUUUGGGGUUUCUUUGUA
Prosopis cineraria is the source of this 537-nucleotide messenger RNA. RefSeq lists its product as uncharacterized. The record is from RefSeq and is a predicted model, not a curated record. NCBI's taxonomy places the organism in Eukaryota, Viridiplantae, Streptophyta, Magnoliopsida, Fabales, Fabaceae. The transcript has a single exon. Bases 74 to 346 code for a protein of 90 amino acids.